This is a messenger RNA of Girardinichthys multiradiatus, 2296 nucleotides long. RefSeq names its product potassium inwardly rectifying channel subfamily J member 6 (gene kcnj6). Gene Ontology annotation, biological process: regulation of monoatomic ion transmembrane transport; potassium ion import across plasma membrane. Gene Ontology annotation, molecular function: G-protein activated inward rectifier potassium channel activity. The record is from RefSeq and is a predicted model, not a curated record. Gene Ontology annotation, cellular component: plasma membrane. Bases 161 to 1396 code for a protein of 411 amino acids. NCBI's taxonomy places the organism in Eukaryota, Metazoa, Chordata, Actinopteri, Cyprinodontiformes, Goodeidae. The transcript has 3 exons.
GAGGAAAUAGUGGCUCUCCUCCUCAGUCACUGAGCGUUGUGAUUACCGGGGACCUCCAACAUCAUCAGCGGGACUUCUUGAUGGAGAGCGGAGCGGCUUAAGAUGAGCUGAGGAGUGAUUAUUGAUCUGUUGCAUCAGGCUUGAAUCCACCUAAAACCCCAUGGAGCAGGAUGUGGAGAGCCCAGCCGGCAUCAGGAAGCCCAAGUUGCCAAAGCAGGCCCGAGAAGACCUGCCCAAGCAGCUGGCAAAGAAGAUCCAGCGAUAUGUCCAGAAAGACGGGAAAUGCAACGUUCAUCACGGAAACGUCCGAGAGAAAUACCGUUAUCUGACAGACAUUUUCACCACUCUGGUAGAUCUCAAAUGGCGGUUUAACCUCUUCAUCUUCGUGCUGGUGUAUACAGUGACAUGGCUUUUCUUUGGCCUAAUGUGGUGGCUUAUUGCUUAUCUCCGGGGUGACCUGGACCAUCUAGCUGAUGCUCAGUGGACUCCGUGCGUCAAUAACCUCAAUGGGUUUGUAUCGGCCUUUCUGUUCUCUAUUGAGACAGAGACCACCAUUGGUUAUGGAUACAGAGUUAUCACGGACAAAUGCCUUGAGGGGAUAGUUCUGCUUUUAGUCCAGUCAGUGCUUGGAUCUAUCGUGAAUGCCUUCAUGGUGGGCUGCAUGUUUGUUAAGAUCUCACAGCCCAAGAAACGUGCUGAGACACUGGUGUUUUCCACCAACGCGGUCAUCUCGAUGAGAGAUGGACGGCUGUGCCUGAUGUUCAGAGUUGGAGACCUCCGAAACUCACACAUCGUUGAGGCCUCCAUCCGAGCCAAGCUUAUCAAGUCUAAGCAGACCAAGGAGGGGGAGUUCAUCCCUCUGAACCAGACGGACAUAAACGUGGGCUACAACACGGGAGAUGACAGGCUUUUCCUCGUGUCGCCGCUCAUCAUCUGCCACGAGAUAAACCAGCACAGUCCUUUCUGGGAGAUCUCCCAGGUUCAUCUGGCCAAGGACGAGCUGGAAAUUGUUGUGAUUCUGGAGGGAAUGGUGGAGGCCACAGGGAUGACCUGCCAGGCCAGGAGCUCCUAUGUCAGCAGCGAGAUCAAAUGGGGCUACCGCUUCAUGCCCGUCCUGACGCUGGAGGACGGCUUCUACGAAGUGGACUACAACAGCUUCCAUGACAUCUACGAAACCAAUACGCCCACCUGUAGUGCCAAAGAGCUCUCAGACAUGGCCAGCCGUGCCCGGCUGCCCCUCACCUGGUCACUGGCCAGCAAGCUGAGCCAGCAGGGGCUUCCUGAGUCUGAGCAAGAGGGCCAGGAGACCAAGACCACACCAGAGAACGAGGAGAAGAGUCAGAUGGCUGAGAGGAACGGGGACAUUGCCAACUUGGAGAGCGAGUCCAAAGUGUAGCCAGACUGUACAGUAAACAGCGAGCUCACGGGUUUUUAUGUGACUCCUGGACAGUACUGUAGACCAUCUGCUGGGGAUGGUCCAACCAUGAAGACCAAGGAGCACAGUAGACCAAGUAAUCCUUCACGUAGACGUGCUACUUUUCAGUGAUUCGCACAUACCAUGAAAAACCAGAACAGAACAUGUAGACAUGAGGCCCACAGCUGGACUGAGAAUCCUCUGCAAGUGCAUGUUUCAACUAUAAUGUGAUGUCCUCCCAACGAGAUUCCUGUUAUUUUUUCUAAUAAGAUAUUCCUAGGGGCAUUUGCAUAAGUAUUUUUGUACAUAUUAUAAGCAGUUUUGGAUUCUUUGUUUUGUGUGAAUAUCUACAUGAUGUUUGAUACUACUACCUUUAGGUUAGUUCUGUAUAUAUUCUAUGCCUUACUGUAUGUAUAAAGCUUUCAAUAAUCGUUUUUUUUUUCAGAAAUAUAUCUAAGCAUGUAUAAACAGUUCAUUUAUCUUGUAUUCUGCACAUACUGUAUCACAAUAAUGUUCUAAGAGAAACUUACAUUUUAAAUGGAUGCAAGCUCUAGUUGAAACCAAUGAGUAAAUCUUUCCCGAAUGAUAAGCGUGUGUUUAAGACCGAACUACACAAAGCCAUGACUUGCUGUUUACAGCUGAUCGACUUCAGACAGUGGCCCUUUAAAACUGCAUUUUGUCACUUUUUUUGCACACGGGUCGUCUUGUCAGUUGGAGGAUGUUAGCUAAUUUUCUCCAGAAAUCCCUCACAUCACCUAAAAUCAUAGACUAUAAAUAAACAGUAAGUUGCUUAUUAUGCACCUGCAGAAGUAUUUUGUUUGAUUUUGUUUUCUGAAAUUAUUCUGGUCAAUAAAUCGUCUAUGAUGAAAUUUUGAAGCUCAA